Messenger RNA from Hevea brasiliensis (rubber tree), 2119 nucleotides. RefSeq names its product LEC14B homolog. NCBI's taxonomy places the organism in Eukaryota, Viridiplantae, Streptophyta, Magnoliopsida, Malpighiales, Euphorbiaceae. Bases 452 to 1873 code for a protein of 473 amino acids. Gene Ontology annotation, cellular component: Cul4-RING E3 ubiquitin ligase complex. Gene Ontology annotation, molecular function: protein binding. The record is from RefSeq and is a predicted model, not a curated record. The transcript has 10 exons. Gene Ontology annotation, biological process: proteasome-mediated ubiquitin-dependent protein catabolic process.
UAUGAAAUUUUUAAAAGAAAAAAUAAAUUCCAAAUCAGGGGAUAUAGAGCCGCAAUCUCUUCGGUUUCACCAAUAAGGAAAUUUUUCCGUGCGGUGUAUCAAAUUCGUCCGACAAGGCACCCUGACCAAGUGCGGAGAAAUUUUCUGUUUCUGACUACCAGACUCAAUGGAACGCGCGUGAUUCAACGCCACCUACUCACCUCACUGCUCCGUAUAUAAAGCACGUGUCCCUCCCUCUUCCAAUGGAACAGAGCACCGGCUUCCAACUCUGCACGAUCUUUAGCCCAAGAAAUCAUCCAUACUAAGACAAAUCCCUCACGAAAACUACAAAUCAUAGCUUCGAGCACAAUCACUCUCACUAAUUCUGCUCAAAGGUUUUAUACUCGCCCAUGUAUGCCUGUGGUUCUAAAUUGAAAGUUUGUGUCCACUGGAACUCAAUUAAGGGAUAAACAUGAGUGGUGUACACAAGAAUACUAGCAUCUGUGAUGAUGAGAGUGCUCACUAUAGAUCAUUUGCAAGGCAAGGACCAAAUGGGAAUUCUGAUUUUCUUGAUCACGAAAUUGCUCAGCUCACAAAACUAAGAUCAGCACCCAGUGAAUUUUUAAGUAAGAAUGUACCUGGCAAGUUCAGGCUACCAGUCUCAACUGUGAAAAUGUUGGUUGGUCGAGAGUGUAAUUAUUCUGGGAGGGGAAGAUUCUCAACUGCAGAUGGUUGUCAUGUUUUAAGCCAAUAUUUGCCUGUCAAUGGUCCUUGUAGGGUGGACCGGAUGAAAAGCCGUGCUUAUGUUUCUCAGUUUUCUGAUGAUGGUACUCUUUUCAUUGCAGGAUUUCAGGGAAGCCACAUUAGGAUAUAUAAUGUGGAUAAGGACUGGAAAGUUCAGAAAGACAUUUUAGCCAAAAGUUUGAGAUGGACAAUUACUGAUACUUGUCUUUCACCGGAUCAGCGCCAUCUUGUGUAUGCUAGCAUGUCACCAGUUGUCCAUAUUGUAAAUAUUGGAUCUUCUGCAACAGAGUCACUUGCCAACGUAACGGAAAUUCAUGAUGGUUUGGAUUUUUCUUGGAAUGAAGAAGAUGAUGAUGAUGAGUAUGAGUUUGGGAUCUUCUCUGUGAAAUUUUCAACAGAUGGGCGAGAACUUGUAGCUGGAAGUAGUGAUAAUGCAAUAUAUGUUUAUGAUCUUGAGGCAAAUAAGAAUAGCCUCCGAAUCCAUGCCCAUCAGUCUGAUGUUAACACAGUAUGUUUUGCGGAUGAAACUGGCCAUAUCAUAUAUUCUGGAAGUGAUGAUAACAUCUGUAAGGUGUGGGAUAGGCGCUGCUUUACCGGCAGAGGAAAAGCGGCAGGGAUCUUGAUUGGACAUCUAAAAGGCAUUACGUUCUUAGACAGUCGUGGUGAUGGGCGUUAUUUAAUUUCAAAUGGAAAAGAUCAAACUACCAAACUAUGGGAUAUACGAAAGAUGUCCUCUAAUGCCACAUGGUGCAAAAUCGCUCCAAUUCUAGGAGAUACUGGCUGGGACUACAGAUGGAUGGAGUACACACCCCAUGCAAGAACCUUGAAACAUCCUCAUGAUCAGUCAUUGGCCACAUACAGAGGUCAUUCAGUCUUGCGCACUCUGAUUCGCUGUUACUUCUCUCCAGAAUAUAGCACUGGUCAAAAGUACAUUUACAGUGGAUCUAGCGAUUGUUCUGUUUAUAUUUAUGAUCUGGUGAGUGGGGCUCAAGUUGCAAGACUUGAUUAUCAUGAAGGUGCUGUAAGAGACUGUAGUUGGCAUCCUGUCUACCCUAUGAUGGUUAGCUCUUCCUGGGAUGGUGUCAUUGCCAAAUGGGAACCAGUUCCACCAAGACGGAGGUCAAGUAGGAGGCGGGCUUAUGGCAUAUAGUUGUACAAAUGCAAUUUUUGGCCUUCUUUUUGGAAGCUACGUUUAGUGAAAGCCCGAAGCUUUGUUGAUGCAUUUCCAUAAUAGGCAUAUAGAAAAUUUUUGUACAUGGAACUGUCAUGUAUAGCUAUACUUUGCUGUCACUUCUUCGGAAAUAUGAGCAGUUAGUAUAGCAUUGGUAAAAACUACAGGUUCCUUUUUGUGUUUGACAUUGAUACGGCAAUAUGUAAAAACUUUCAUUUUAUCUCA